Cryptomeria japonica (Japanese cedar) is the source of this 2048-nucleotide messenger RNA. RefSeq names its product laccase-12. Gene Ontology annotation, biological process: lignin catabolic process. The transcript has 6 exons. Gene Ontology annotation, cellular component: apoplast. The record is from RefSeq and is a predicted model, not a curated record. The coding region runs from base 79 to 1785 and encodes 568 amino acids. Gene Ontology annotation, molecular function: hydroquinone:oxygen oxidoreductase activity; copper ion binding. Lineage: Eukaryota; Viridiplantae; Streptophyta; Pinopsida; Cupressales; Cupressaceae.
GUAUGACGAACAAGCUUGUUUUUCCCCCAUCAUCACUAUCAAAGAAUUUGCGUGUUCCCGAUAUUCUGUUUUGGCAAUAUGCUGUUAGUCUCACCAUGCUCUCUGCUGGUGUUCUUUACAUCAGCCAUCUUAUUUGGUUCUCAAGCAGUAGCAGAAGUUCAUCGCUUGACUUUCGUUAUUAAAGAGACGCCCAUUACUAGGCAAUGCCAGAGACGUAACAUAAUCACAGUGAAUGGACAGUUUCCUGGUCCAACUCUGUAUGUACACAGGGGUGACACUCUUAUCGUCAAAACUUAUAACACAGCCCCGCAUAAUGCCACCAUCCACUGGCAUGGAGUGAGACAGAUUCGUUCGGGGUGGGCUGAUGGACCUGGUUAUAUUACUCAAUGCCCCAUUCAACAAGGAGGUAAUUAUACAUACAGAUUCACCAUUGUUGCCAAGGAAGGAACCUUGUGGUGGCACGCCCAUGUCUCCUGGCUCCGUGCAACUGUUCAUGGAGCACUGGUCAUAUAUCCUCAGAAAGGCAGAUGUUAUCCCUUUCCUAAACCUCACGCCGAGAUUCCUAUCGUGCUAGGGCAAUGGUGGAACAGUGAUCCUGAAGCAGUCGAAAUGCAAUCAAUUCUCACAGGAGCAGCAGCUAAUAUAUCUAAUGGUUUUACCAUCAAUGGUCAGCCAGGAGAUCUGUAUCCUUGUUCAAAAUCAGGAACAUCUAAAAUCUCAGUGCAACAAGGACAAACCUACCUUCUGCGUAUUGUCAAUGCUGCAGUAAAUAAUCACCUCUUUUUCAAGAUUGCAUCACACAAUUUCACAGUGGUAGCUGUGGAUGCCAGCUACACGAAGCCAUACACAACAGACAUUAUGCUUAUAUCCCCUGGCCAGACUGCUGAUGUUCUUUUCACAGCCAAUCAACCACUAGCCAAAUACUACAUUGCUGCCAAAGCAUACACAACUCAAGCUAUUGGAUUCUUUGAUAACACCACAACAACUGCCAUUCUUAGCUAUGUGGGUUCUCCCUCAUCUGCCACCCCAUCCUUUCCACGGCUUCCAGAAUACAAUGACACUGCAACUGUGACUAAAUUCAAUAGAGCAUUACGAAGCCUAGCUUCACCAGAGCACCAAGUGAACGUUCCCAAAACCAUUGAUGAGAAACUUUUCAUAACUGUAGGACUCGGUUUAUUUCCCUGUCGAACUAAUAUAACCACGAACUGUCAAGCCCCUAAUAACACCAGAGUAGCCGCUAGUCUGAACAAUGUAUCUUUUGUCCUACCAGAUACCGCUAUCCUUCAAGCUUAUUAUUUUAGUGUUAAUGGCGUCUUUACUACUGACUUUCCUCCAAACCCCCCAGUUGUGUUUAAUUAUACAGGCGAUGAUAUAUCCAAAAGUCUUUGGGCGCCCAUUACUGGUACAAAAGUUUAUGUGCUAGAUUACAAUAGUACAGUUGAGGUGGUGUUCCAAGGAACGAAUAUCUUCCAACCUGAUGACCAUCCAAUGCAUCUUCAUGGUUAUGACUUUUAUAUAGUGGGAGAGGGUUUUGGUAACUAUAAUGCCGAAACAGAUCCACUCACAUUCAAUCUGGUCGAUCCGCCACAACGAAAUACUGUGGGAGUUCCUGUCAGUGGGUGGACAGCUAUCAGAUUCAAAGCUGACAAUCCAGGUGUUUGGUUCAUGCAUUGUCAUUUUGAUGAUCAUGUAACAUGGGGACUGAAUAUGGUCUUUGUGGUGAAGAAUGGGCCUGGCUAUUUGGCAAGCUUAGAACCUCCUCCUCAUGACCUACCCAGAUGUUAGCCGGCAAGCUAUAACAUCACCUCGAUUGCAGGUUUAAAGUCCACCACCUUAGUUGUAUGGAGUUUCCAUAGAGACCGGGGAAAGGGGAAAUAUUCCCCACGCUCUCUUUGGCAUCUAGUCCUUUAACGUACAAUGCUCUAUUUUGUAUGGGUCUUGUGUUUUAACUUCUUAAAGUCAUUCUAUAACUUUUAGAUUGGUCAUCGUUGGUUUGGCGAUGUUUCAAGAAUGUUUUCUGCCGAGAAAUGUAUUAAAGCUACUUAAAU